Monodelphis domestica (gray short-tailed opossum) is the source of this 2558-nucleotide messenger RNA. RefSeq names its product FAM111 trypsin like peptidase A. NCBI's taxonomy places the organism in Eukaryota, Metazoa, Chordata, Mammalia, Didelphimorphia, Didelphidae. Gene Ontology annotation, cellular component: nucleus; chromatin. Gene Ontology annotation, biological process: DNA replication. The record is from RefSeq and is a predicted model, not a curated record.
UCAAAUUCCUUCAACCACUUCCCAAAGGCUUACCAGGACUGGUGAGAAGAGAUCCAGAAGCUCUGAGAAGGGCACUAAUAAUAAACUUAGAAAAACAACUUCAACUGAGAAGCCAAGUCCGCAAAUGGCUUUCCAGGAAAAGAAAUUGACAAUCACUUUGAACGGAAACAAGAGGAAGCAUCAAAUCUCGCACAACAACAGAGCCAGCAUCUUGGAUGCCAUUAAAUCACAUACACUUGCCAGCAAGGAAAUAGCAAAGCAACAAGCUAAGGAGAUGUUGGUAGAGGGGACAAUGGGAACUGAGAAAGGGUAUGUUAACCUGGGUAUGCCUCUCCGCUGCGUGCCUGAGAAAUCUCACUUUGAUAUUGUAUUUGCCAGACAUAAGAGUCAGAGAAAAGAUGGCAGUGAGUAUGUGGGACGUUAUGACAGCAACACUGGAGACUGCAUCAAAUUCUAUGUUUUUACCAUUGGGAAAAGUGUAAAGAAGAUUGUGAAGUGUCUUGAUCUUCACAAAGAUGGAUGUAAACUCUGUGUUUAUGCCUUCAAAGGAGAAACCAUAAAGAAAGCCUUGAUCAAAGAUGGCAGAUUUCUUCCUUUACUGGAAACCAGAGAGUGGAAUCUGAUAGAAAAUGUUGAUUCCGUUUUCGAAAACACUCAAAGAGUGGAUGACUUAGAGGACAGACGUUUUGAGGUAGAGGUCAAAAAAAGGAGAUCAUAUAGCAUGUCAGCCAGAGCUUCUCAUAGCUGUGAGGUGGAGCAAAGGCAAAGCUGUGAGUUAGAAAGGCACAUUUUGGAUCAAUAUCCCAGUUUGACAAAGGAACGCAGACAAAUCAGUAUCAUUUCUGAUCGAGAGAGUAAGGAAAAGAGGAAGAAAAUCAGGACCCUAUUUAACAUGCAACAGAACUUUUGGAAACUAAGCUCAACUUCCAUCCCAGUUAAAGUAAUUAAAUUUCUGAGUAAUCUCAGUAACUCUGUGGGAUACAUAUUCUGGAACAACAAUUCUGGAAACCAUGGAGGAGCCACCUGUUUUGUCUUGAAGAAUCACUACAUUCUUACUUGUAGUCAUGUCGUGAACUUCAUAGUAGGUGCAGAGGUGGAACUGGAGGAGGCAGCACAAGUGAUCAGUGGCUCUGCUUGGGUGACCUUCUCUUUUGAAGAUACUCAUGGAAGUAGUGGUCCAUUGAGAGUGGUCCAAGACAAGGAGUGGUCCAUUGAGCCUUGGUUUGAAGUGUUUGACAAAUCCCUGGAUUAUGCAGUGUUGAAACUGAAGGAGAAUGGCUCUCCCAUUCCCAUGGGUCUAUGGGACCAAAUUGCUCCUCCACCAAAGAAUGGCAUCCUGCAUAUCAUUGGUCACCCAGGCCAACAGAAAAAAUCAGCUGAUAAUUGUGUUAUGAUUCCCCAACUACUUCUGGAACAGGUAUGUCAAGACCACAUCCAGGCCAGUGUGGAAAGUAACUCUGUCUUCAUGUUUUCGCCUAGAAGUUUCCAGAAGGGUUUUAAGAACCAGAAGCUAAUCACCUAUGAAACCUGUUUCAUCCAAGGGUCUUCUGGCUCCCCUGUCUUCAGUGCAAAUGGGGAGCUAGUUGCCAUGCAUACUGCAGGUUUUCUAUAUGACCACAAAGGAAUAAAUUAUAGCAUCAUUGAGUUUGGGCAUUCUAUGACGGCUAUUGCUUGGGAUAUUACGAAUCAACAUGAGACCUUCUAUAGCUCCCAAUUCUUAAGUCAAGAUGAUGGUGAAAUGGUGAGGGACGAUGAGAGAGACUAGAAUCUGUCAUCUUAAAAAGAUUGUUCUCAGGUUGGCGGUGCUGAAUGCUUUACCAAUCUGUAAAAAAUGACUAAUGAAUUUCAUGACAUAAAAUAAUACUUGGAACAAUUUCAUGUAAUCAAGCACACUUAAAAAGAGGAUCUUUUAUUCCUUCAUGAAGCAUUUAUUAAGCAUAUCUUGCAUGCAAGGUGCUGGGGGUAAAAAUCUCAGUUCAUAAUCAUUGUAUGCAUCUGUCUUAGUACUAGCCAAGAAAAUAUCAGUUUUGUGAGAGCUCUUUUCUGUAUUUUAAUCCCCAGUGGGCACAGCAGGUGGAGGCAUCCUGGAUAGAGUGCUCUGGAGGACCUGAGUUCAAAUCCAGCUUUAAUCCUUUUUUAGUUAUGUGGCACUGGACAGGUCACUUAACUUCUGCCUCAAUUUCCUCAGCUAUAAAAAUGGGGAUUCUAGAAAAGGAAAUGGCACACUAUUCUAGGAGCUUGCCAAGAAAAUCCCUUAAAAAUGGGGUCAUGAAAAAUCAGACACGAUAUAAAACAAGAAGAAAAAAUGGCUGGACGAAUAGAUAUUUGACAGCAGAAUUCCAGAAGAACUCAAAAUUGAAAACAAUGGCAAAUGAUCCCUCUAGAGAUGAUUAGUUUCUUCAUGCCACCCAUGAGAAAUCCUUGGACUACUUCCUUCAUUUUUCUUGAACAGGACUUGUAGUUGGCUGUACUGGCUAUCUUCUAGCUUAUCUGAUUGCAAAUAUAUAUAUUUUCAAAAUCAUGUUAUCCUUACUAUCAAUAAAGCAUAUCAUAUCCCA